Molecule: messenger RNA, 2500 nt
Organism: Adineta ricciae
Lineage: Eukaryota; Metazoa; Rotifera; Eurotatoria; Adinetida; Adinetidae
Source: the annotation of a GenBank genome assembly
CCAUAGUUUCAUUUUUGUAGUUUUUAACAUAUUACAAAGACGUGAUGCAUGUCUUCAUGCUCAACUUAUAGCAACGAAACCUUAUUUUCAAUCUUCUGUUCAGGAAAUUCAGUCGUUAAGCAGUUCUGAUAUUGAAACAGCUCUGAAGAAUAUCUCCACUAGAACAUAUGAUAAGCAUUCUAGCAAAGGAUUAGGCAAACUAUUAAAUCAUAUAAAAACAAUCGGUGGUCGCGUUAUGGGUUCAGCACAUUCACGUACAGCUUUACGCACACAUAUCCAUGCAUUAAUUUUCAACCAAGGACUACCAAGUAUUUUCUUAACUAUCAAUCCAGCUGAUAUUCAUAGUCCAGUCGCAUUAUAUUUUGCCGGUGUCAAACUUGAUCUCGACAAUGUUCAAGCAGAACAACUUAUGGAUACAUACAAACGUGCCGAAAUCAUAGCUUCUCAUCCUGUUGCGACAGCUAAAUUCUUUCAUACGUUAAUUUCCAAUAUCCUAGAUACAAUGAUUAUUGGCGGGGUACUUGGUCCUGUAAAAGCUUAUUUUGGCACUGUUGAAAGCCAAGGCCGAGGUUCACUUCAUUUACAUCUAUUGAUCUGGCUCGACAUCAAUAUAAAACCAACUGACAUGAAGGAAAAGGUUCAAGAUCCAAAUUUUCGUGAGAGACUUAUAGCAUACUUGGAAGAUAUUAUCAAAGAAGACCUAGAUGAUUUCAAAGACAUAGAAACUCAAGCGGAAUCCGUUCCAUCAUCAUCACAUACUUCACCACGGCUGACAACAGAUAGUCUUUAUGCAGCUUUGCGCACUAUGGAUAUUACGAAUCUUGAACAAAAUAGAGAUCAUUCUAAUCCUUCUACUGUUUGGUCAACACCAGUUAAAGGACAAUUAUCACCAUCGAUUCCAUAUGCGUCACCAGUCAUGCUUGGUGGAUCUCCAUCAAAUUCACAUCGAUCCUGGUCAAUACCGUAUGCAUCUCCUCGUCGAAACGAACUAUUACAAACACCAACGUCUGAUCGGUCAAUAUUGGAUAUAAAUGUUCCAUCUAGUCAACUAAAACUAUUCCCAGCCUGUUUACCUACACCAAAUCCAUCAUCUCCGAAUUUUAAAGCAAGAUUUCGUGCUGAUGUGGUACUAUUAGUUGAAGUACAGAACACUCACUGCCACACAGAUACCUGUUACAAAUACUAUGAUGUUAUGUCCAGCGGAAAAAGAAUUUGUCGACUACGUUUGCCACGAAAAUUAGUCCCGAAGUCAAUGGUCGAUCCUGAAACAGGUGAUAUACGUAUGCGACGAUCGCAUCCGAUGAUUAAUAAUUUUAAUGAAUAUAUCAUAUCCGCAUGUCGUUCCAACAUGGACAUCAAAUUUAUUUGGACAGGCAGCGAUGCCAAAGCUCUGGUCUAUUAUAUUACCGACUAUGUAACAAAAUCCAGUCUUUCUUUUCACGAUACAUUUUCUCUUAUCCAAAAAAAUGUCACAUCAUUAGGAGACAUGUCAAACCAAACGGAUGGUACAGAGAGUGCCACUGAAAGAUCACGUAAAUUUGUUUUACGUUGCUAUAAUACACUUGCGUCUCAACAAGAAUUAUCUGGAGUUCAAGUUGCUUCCUAUCUUAUGAACUGGAACGAUCAUUAUACGACACACAAGUUUCAAGGACUUUAUUUAAUUCAAACUGAACUAUAUCUACAGUCAGAAUUGAAUGAAUUACGUGUCAAACAAAACUUAGAAACAAAUUUAUAUGAUGUAAUUGAUGAUAAUAAUGACGAUGAUGACAAUGUACACAACGAUGAAAACGCACACGAUAUAAAUAAUAAUGAAGAAAAUUUUCAAAUUCAAUCUACCGAAAAUGAAAAUGGAAAGAGUUUUGUGCUAGUUAACGCCCGAAUUGAUUAUCAGUGUAGAUCACAUACUCUCGACAAUGCUCCCAUGCUUGUAUUUAGAAAUGAAAUACGAACGCAAUUGAACCACAGAUCAGCAAUUCAUAAUGCAGUAGAAGUCGGUACCAAUCUAAUGCCAUGUGUCGCUCAGGAUUUUUGUAAAGGCAAGGCUGUGGAGGAGCCGGCACUUGUGAAAAAAUUAUUAGAACUAUCUGAUAGUAAGACUGAACAUUUACCAAGUUUGUUACCGUUAGUUCCUGGAAUGCCAGUUAUUAUUACACAAAAUAUUGCUAUAGAACAGGGAUUAAUUAAUGGUAUGCAUGGAAUCCUUAGACAACUGGUUUAUGAUCUUGAUUCAGUGUCAACAGAUAGUCUUUCAAAAACUUUUCCUGUAAACACCCAAUAUGUCCAUAAACCAAGAUAUGCAUUGGUCCAAAUCAGUAAAUCAAAAGUUGAAUGUAAUCUUAAAAAUCUGCAACCAAAACUUAUCCCAAUACCGAUAAUGGAACAAACAUUCCAAUUAUGGAACCACUUUGGUGAGAUUCCACCCACGCCAUCCUUACCCACCCUCAUUACUGGUUCACUAAGUCUCUUUCGAUGUUUCCCUACAUUCACAGAAGCUCUAUGA